This is a messenger RNA of Ananas comosus (pineapple), 1441 nucleotides long. RefSeq names its product purple acid phosphatase 2-like. The coding region runs from base 1 to 1371 and encodes 456 amino acids. Gene Ontology annotation, molecular function: acid phosphatase activity; protein binding; metal ion binding. NCBI's taxonomy places the organism in Eukaryota, Viridiplantae, Streptophyta, Magnoliopsida, Poales, Bromeliaceae. The transcript is spliced from 8 exons. The record is from RefSeq and is a predicted model, not a curated record.
AUGGGAAAGGUCACCAUGAUGCUUGCCAUAGCUUUGGUGAUCCUGCACUUGGUGUCGCGAUGCCGUGGCGGUGUCACGAGUUCGUACCGGCGAAAGCUCGAAGCCUCUGUCGACAUGCCUCUCAAUAGCGAUGUUUUUCGUCGUCCACCCGGUUACAAUGCACCCGAGCAGGUUCACAUUACGCAAGGAGAUUACGUAGGAAGGGGCGUGAUAGUGUCGUGGGUUACUCCGGUCGAACCGGGCUCCGAUCUGGUUCUCUACGGUCCGGCAUCCAACAAGAGCAAGUACCAGGCUCAUGCCAGGCUCACCACCUACAAGUUCGGAAACUACACUUCGGGUUACAUCCACCAUUGCAAGCUCAAAAACUUGGAUUACAACACCUUGUACUACUACAGAGUCGGGAUCGGGAACUCCAGCCGUGAGUUCUCCUUCACUACUCCUCCAGAAGUUGGUCCAGAUGUUCCAUACACAUUCGGCAUUAUAGGGGAUCUUGGGCAGACAUUUGACUCGAAUCAAACACUCGGCCAUUAUGCGUCGAACGAGCUUGCGAAAGCACUGCUUUUUGUGGGAGACCUGUCUUAUGCAGACCAUUACCCCCUCCAUGAUAACAGGAGGUGGGAUUCAUGGGGUCGGUUCGUAGAGAGAGUUGCUGCUUACCAGCCUUGGAUUCUGACGGCUGGAAAUCACGAGAUCGACACCGUUCCUGAAAUUCACGAGACUACGCCGUUCAAGCCUUACAUCCAUCGGUACCACGCGCCAUUCAAAGCUUCCGGUAGCACCUCCCCUCUUUGGUACUCGAUAAAGCGCGCAUCAGCACACAUCAUUGUUCUCUCUUCAUACUCCGCGUACGCGAAAUACACACCGCAGUAUGAAUGGCUUCAGAAUGAAUUUACUAAGGUGAACCGAUCUGAGACACCAUGGUUGAUUGUUUUGGUCCAUUCGCCAUGGUACAACAGCAACAACUACCACUACAUGGAAGGCGAGACCAUGAGGGUCAUUUUCGAGUCAUGGUUUGUGCAGAACAAAGUUGAUCUCGUCUUUUCUGGCCAUGUUCACGCGUACGAAAGAUCGGAGCGCAUCUCGAACAUAGCGUACAACAUAACUAACAAGGAGUGCACUCCAAUUCCGGAUCCGUCAGCACCAGUCUACAUAACAAUAGGCGACGGAGGAAACAUCGAAGGACUUGCGAAUAACUUCACCGAGCCACAGCCGAACUACUCAGCAUACAGAGAAGCAAGCUUCGGGCACGCGACUCUCGAAAUAAAGAACAGGACUCACGCGUAUUACUCGUGGCACCGCAAUAGUGAUGGAAUUAAAGAAGUUGGCGAUUCUGCGUGGAUCUAUAAUAGAUACUGGCGCCCUGAUGAAUAAGUAGUAGUCAUAUUUCUCUUCUUUUUUUUCGCUCUCUUUUUCUGACAAGAAUUUGCUCUUUCUUUCUUAA